Indicator indicator is the source of this 2339-nucleotide messenger RNA. It is a transcript of the gene BARD1, whose product is annotated as BRCA1 associated RING domain 1. Gene Ontology annotation, molecular function: protein binding. The record is from RefSeq and is a predicted model, not a curated record. Lineage: Eukaryota; Metazoa; Chordata; Aves; Piciformes; Indicatoridae. Bases 57 to 2339 code for a protein of 760 amino acids. The transcript is spliced from 11 exons.
GAGGUGCUGCGCGGCCGCUCCGGCAACCAGGCGGCCGGCCGCUCACCGCCGACCCCAUGGCGCUGCCCGACCCCUUCUGGGCUCGCACCCGCGCGGCGUUAGGGCAGCUGGAGAGGGCUCUGAGCUGCUCCCGCUGCGCCGGCAUGCUGCGGGAGCCCGUGUCCCUGGGGCAGUGCGACCACGUCUUCUGCCUAUCUUGUGUGGGUGACUGUAUUGGCACAGAAUGCCCGGUGUGUUGCGUACCAGCCUGGGUGCAAGAUGCACAGGUAAACCGGCAGCUGGAUACCAUGAUUCAGCUUUGCAGCAAACUGCGGCAUCUGCUGGGGGCAGACACCUUGGAUUCGACGGCAGAUAUGUCCACAUCAGCUGACUCAGGCUUUGAAAAAAAGAGUAAGAAGGAACAGAUAAAAAUGUGGUUCAGCCCAAAGAGUAGGAAGAUUCGAUGUGUCCUGACCAAGAGACAGCCUGACAUCAAAAGUGAUGCCCUCUGCCAAGACACAUCUUCAGUUUAUGAUUUCUUUCCUUCUCCUCCUCACAAAAAGCCCUCCAAAACAACAAAGAAGCUCAUGCCGACACAUAAGAAGAAGAAGAAGAAAAUUCUAGCAGACAUUAACAAAGUGUGGAGCUUAGAGAAGCCUGAGCAGAAAGGAGGAGUUGAGAAGACUCCCAAGGAAAAGCAUGUUACCAUCUGCAGUCAACCAGUAGUCCUGGACCCUCCAGAACCAAACAGCCCUGAAGAGACACUUCAGCAGGAGUCUGUAAAGGAAGCUGACUCCAUAAAAAGUACAGAAAAUGUGGAGAUACCACCACAAGUAAAAUCCUCAGAGAAGAAGGAUGACAGUGAGGUGAUGUGCCCUGCACAAAACAGCAAGGAAAAAAGCAAUGCUACAGAAACUUCAUUGUCAAUAGAAAAUGAGGCUACACCUUUAAAACGUGGAAGGGAGCAAUCCAAACUUCCAGUUACGUCUCAGUCUAAAAGACAAAGACUAAGUGAGAGGAGCAGUAUUAGGAAGUCAGUGAGGCAGGCAGAUUGUGCAGAGGAGGUACCUCUGGGUUGUCCGAACUCCCCAGCAACAGAGCACAAAACACCAGUUCAGAUUUCUUCCUCUACAUUGAAACUUGCCAACACUGUAAUGAAAACAAGAAGCUCUGCAGCUUCUUCACUUUCAGAAUCUCCUUCUACCUCACCUACUUCUAAGACUUUUAAUCAAAUAGGAAUAUCACACAUUCCUUCUGUGUUGAAGUCCCCUGGCAGUAACACAAUUGCCAGAAGAAACUACAAAGGAGAGACUCUGCUCCAUGUUGCCUCCAUCAAGGGUGACUUAGCAGCUGUUGAACAGUUGCUGAAAAAUGGGGCAGAUCCUAAUGUUAAAGAUAAUGCUGGCUGGACACCACUGCAUGAGGCAUGUAAUCACGGGCACACAGAAGUGGUAGAGCUGUUGCUACAACACAAGGCGCUGGUGAACACUACAGGGUACCAGAACGAAUCGCCGCUUCACGACGCUGCCAAGAACGGGCACGUGAGCAUUGCUGAGCUCCUGCUUCUCCAUGGUGCUUCCUGUGAUGCGGUUAACAAAUUUGGUCUGCGGCCUGUGGACUAUGCACAAAGUGAAAAGAUGAAGUCUGUGCUAAUGUUAGCAGUGAAGAAUGAAUCAUUUUCACUUAAACAACCCUCUGAUGAGUCACUGAGCCCCAGCCAGCCAAGAGAUGGACCAGUUGGUAUACUGGGUAGCAAUCUUAGCUUGAAGCAACAGAAAUUGCUGAACAAACUUGCCAUAGUUCUGAAGGCUCAAAGGCAUACUGAAUUUAACAGCAGAGUAACUCAUCUUGUUAUCCCUGAUGUUCCCAUGCCAAGUACUGUCAAAUGCAUGAUGGCUGUUCUAACUGGAUGUUGGGUCCUCAAGUUUGAAUGGGUACAAGCCUGCCUACAAACCACAGUACGAGAACAAGAAGAGAAGUACGAAAUCCAAGGCGGCCCACAAAGAGGCCGGCUCAACAGAGAACAGCUGCUGCCAAAGUUGUUUGAUGGAUGCUACUUCUAUUUUUUGGGAUCUUUCAGCCGUCACCAGAAGAGUGAUCUUGUGGAGCUGGUCAAAGCAGCAGGAGGACAAAUUCUGGUUAGGCAGCCAAAACCAGACAGUGAUGUGACACAGACAAUCAACACUGUGGCUUACCAUGCAGAAUCCACUUCUGACCAGAGAUUUUGCACUCAGUAUGUAAUCUAUGAUGUGGCUUCUAAAUUCAAGCCAGAGAAAAUUCGUCAAGGCAAAGUCUGGAUGGCCCCCUCCAGCUGGCUUAUAGACUGUGUGAUGUCAUUUCAGCUCUUGCCUGUAAAAUGA